Drosophila kikkawai is the source of this 553-nucleotide messenger RNA. RefSeq names its product huntingtin-interacting protein K. The record is from RefSeq and is a predicted model, not a curated record. Lineage: Eukaryota; Metazoa; Arthropoda; Insecta; Diptera; Drosophilidae. Gene Ontology annotation, biological process: negative regulation of apoptotic process; protein stabilization.
UCGCAAUUUUCCCCUCACUAUUCGCACGAGGUGCUCGAACAAAAAAUACAAGUCAACCAAAAUUUUAAUAAAUUAACUUAAAUAUCAGACCCAAAAUGACGGAAGCUGAGGAAAUCAACGGUACUGAGGUGGAAGACGACGAGCAGGACUCCAAACAAAAGAAGUCCGAUGCCAAGCGACACGACGAUGGAGCCGCAGAUUUGGAGCGGGUUACUGAUUAUGCCGAGGAAAAGGAAAUCUCUGCGGCCAACAUAUCCAGCGCUGUGGAACAGUUUGGCAAUCAGCGAAACAAGGAGAACGAACUGCGAGUAGCCAAGGAAAAGGAACUCCAGAAGGUGCAAGUAAAGAAGGAGGAUAUUGAACUGAUUAUGAACGAGCUGCUGGUUAGCAAGUCUCACGCCGAGAAGGUGCUCCGUGAACAAAGCGGUGACGUGGUGGCCGCCCUGGAGGCCAUCAUUAGCAACUGAGGUGCUCCGCAUAACUCUGACUUUAUUUGUACAUUUAUAAACGCUAGCGAAGAAAACAAGAAAAGAAAACACCAUAAGCCCAAAAA